UCUUCUUUCUGUGCCCUUCCCCUACUUUUCAACUCUCUCUCUCUCUCUCUCUAGAUCCCUUCAUGUGAACAAGGCUCUUCUGAUUAUUACAAUCUCUCUCUGUCUCUCUCUUCUUGUUCAUCUGAUUUAAUGUAUAUAUCUAUGACUAUAUACAUCAUGAUCAUGGACAUGUGAGGAGAGGCAAAGAGAGAGAGGGAGAUCGCAAAUUAAGGGGCUGGGGGGUGCUGAUUAAUUUAUGGACUCCAUCUUCCUGCAGCCUGAUGGAGCUCGCGCCACCUUUCUCCAGCAACUAGUUCACGCCUUUGGCUGCUCUUACAUCUGCCUCUGGUUUUUCUCCUCCCCAAGUUCCAACUGUUUGAUUUUCACGGACGGAUUCUACAACGAGUUGGAGAGCGUCAACCAGCCAAGCUCCUCCACCGGAAGCCUAGCCCGCCGGCUUUUCGAGGAAUACCGGAAACUCAUCUUCGUGGUCGACAACGACCGAGUUCCAGGCCUUGCUUUCAAGAACAGGCUUCCAUUCAUGGAGCUCAAGGAACUGGAGCUUCAAGGUCUAGCCUCCGCCGAAGCCCAGCUCCAAUUCUAUCAGGAAGCUAGGAUUAAGAGAGCGAUUUUCAUGGGUUGCAAUGCCGGAGAAAUUGAACUCGGCAUGUCCAUUGACACUCAAGACAAGUUCAUAUUCAGAAGGUUUUCACAGGCGAACUUGGAAAUGGAGAUGAAGAACUGGUUCCCGGACGAUUUCUCCGGGAAGAAACCCAUCCGAGAAUUCCCAAUUCUGGCUGAUCAGAACAGGCCUUCUUCAUCUUCUUCUUCGCUCAGAUCGCUGUCCAUGGAGAGCCAAGAGUUCUCGCCAUUUCUCCUCAACAUUCCGAGCUCUUCCCUUGUUGCAGAGCCGCCCAAAGAAGCUCCAUUGGAGCAAGCUCUGAGACCAGUUUCUUCUUCUGCUUCAAUCAGUCCAUUGCAUCAAGCCAUGCAAGCCUUCAGCCAAAUCCGAAACGCUCCAUUUCCAACGCCUGAAACUGAAGAUGCCGCCAUGACAAAGGCCAUUCUCGCCGUUCUCUCUUCGCCUUCUUCUUCCUCUUCUUCCUGGCAGCAACAAAACCUUAAUCCUCCGACCCAAAAGAGCAGUGCGUUCAAGCGAUACAGGUCGGGUUUAGUCCCGAUUGCAGCCAGAAUUCAGAGACAAAAUAUGCUUAAGCGAGCGAUCACAUUCCUUAGAACCCUAAAUUUGACGAGGAGGCAAGAAAGGGUUCAAGGCAGCCGCCCCACGAGCACGCAGUUGCACCAUACGAUAUCGGAGAGGAAGAGACGCGAGAAGCUCAACGAAAGCUUUCAAGCACUUAGAUCCCUUCUUCCUCCCGGAACAAAGAAAGACAAAGCAUCAGUGCUUGCAAGCACCACCCAGUACUUGACUUCUUUGAAAGCUCAAGUGGCCGAUCUUUCCCGAAGAAACCGGGUACUAGAAGCACAGAUUUUGCCAAGACGAGAAGCAAGUGGAGAAGCGAGUCGACUGCCCACAACAGAGAGGCUAGAUGUUCGAGUUACAGGUGUUGCUGAAUCGACAUCAGAAGCUCGAAUCGUGGACUUGCAAGUGAUCGUCAGAGGAGACUGUAACAUGCUGGAUCUGGUGAUCCGAAUGCUCGAGUUCUUCAAGCAGAUUAGGAAUGUCAGCUUAAUGUCCACGGAAGCUGACACCCAAGUGGAGGAAUCAAGCUCUAUUAAUCGGGUCGUCUUCAGAUUGAACAUUGAGGGAGGUGAUUGGGACGAAUCGGCUUUCCAAGAAGCUGUGAGAAGAGUGGUUGCUGACAUGGCACAGUGACAACAGCCAACUGGUCAUACCAGAAGCCACCACGUGUCCGAACACGACGACAAGUUUGGCGGCGACACGUUAUGGUCAAUGGUGGUUCACCAUUUUCCGCCAUUAAUGAUUACAAAAAUUGCAUCUUUUGUACGGGUGUACUAAUUCUAGCACAAUUUUGGUAGUGGAGAGUAUAAUAUAUAUAUAUAUAUAUAGCAAACCAUGUAUGCUGCUGAUAAUUUUGAUGACAGAGAAAUCCCAUCCAACUGAUUUUGAAUCA
Diospyros lotus (date-plum) is the source of this 2075-nucleotide messenger RNA. Its product is annotated as putative transcription factor bHLH041. The transcript has 8 exons. The coding region runs from base 236 to 1816 and encodes 526 amino acids. Lineage: Eukaryota; Viridiplantae; Streptophyta; Magnoliopsida; Ericales; Ebenaceae. The record is from RefSeq and is a predicted model, not a curated record. Gene Ontology annotation, molecular function: protein dimerization activity.